Molecule: messenger RNA, 4408 nt
Organism: Nasonia vitripennis (jewel wasp)
Lineage: Eukaryota; Metazoa; Arthropoda; Insecta; Hymenoptera; Pteromalidae
Product: coronin-2B
Exons: 10
Coding region: 895-2523 (542 amino acids)
Biological process (GO): actin filament organization
Molecular function (GO): actin filament binding
Source: RefSeq, a predicted model, not a curated record
ACUCGUACGGUAUACACUGCCCGCAUCUGCAGGCGCAAGUGCAGCCAUAAGUACCAGCAGCAACUGCGGGGGCGCGCGAGAGAGCAGGACGGAGCUCGCCGCCGAAAACAAAGAACAGCUCCGCAGUGCGUCGCCGGUCGAGUCAUCUCUUUGCGCGUAAACAUCCGAGUUGUAGACACAUCUUCCCUCGCAUCUCGCCGAGUGGAAAAAACUUAACUCUCUCGAGUGGACGAAGAAGAAGAAAACAGUGCAGCGGAGGAUGUCAGCAGGUGCGCGUCGUCGGCCAAGCGGAACGACGUCGUGAAGCGAGAGAGCGCGAGAGAGAGAGAGAGAGCGAGAGCCGGCGUAUAUACACGCUAGGAUACACCCCUCGCAGGGGACAACAACACUCGGGAGUUCCAAGAAGCACAGCGUCGCGGACUGCUCUCGCGUAAUUACACACCGCGCUAGCCAUAGCGUAGAGUAGUGGUCGUCGUAGUCGUCGUCCACUCGUGCAUAUAACGGCGCUUUUGCGCGUCGGACCGAGCAGCGUUACAUACAGGAAGAAGAAGAAGCUAGCGUAUAGCAUUAGUAUAGUAGCGAUGCCACGAAUCCGGGACGAGCUCCUGGAGAAGUUCGAGUUCGAGGAGCACUCGUACAACUUGUUGAUGAGCAGCAUCGACGCUCGUGCCUGCUACAAGCCCUACGAGAAGUAAAAGCGAGCGUAUAGCUGCUGCGCUCGCGUAAUCAGUAGCUAAGCGUGUGUGUCCAACUCUGUGCGUCUCUAUCUGUCGAUCGCUCUCGCGUAAAUAGAGUUGUUCUCUUGUGCAUGGGUUACUACCGCUGACGCUCCUUGUUUAUCUCUGCCUACGCACACACGUAUAUGACAACCGGCCUCUGAUACCCGUUCCAGACAUGACGAACGACAGACAGUCGUGGUUCCGGGGCGUGAGGAGCAGCAAGUUCCGUCACGUGUACGGCGCGCCGGCCAAGCGGGAGAAGUGCUACGACAACAUCAAGAUAACGAAGAACGCCCACGACUCGCAGUUCUGCGCCGUCAACCCCAAGUUCCUCGCCAUCGUCACCGAGGUUGCCGGCGGUGGUGCUUUUCUCGUUUUGCCCCUUGACAACACUGGACGACUGGAUUUUAACGCCAAUAGAGUCACCGGACACACUGGGCCGGUCUUGGACAUCAAGUGGAAUCCCUUCAAUGACAACGUCAUCGCUUCGUCUUCGGAUGACUGCACGGUUAAGCUCUGGCACAUCCCGGACGGUGGGCUGUCCCGAAACCUAACCGACUGGCUGGUGGAGCUUCAAGGCCACAAGCGUCGAGUUGGCUACAUCGAGUGGCACCCGACCGCCGAGAACAUCCUCUUCAGUGCGGGUUUCGACCACCUCGUUAUCGUCUGGGACAUCAGCAAAGGCGAGACCGUCAGUGUCAUCGACAGACAUCCCGAUGUCAUCUACAGUAUGUCCCUUAACAGGGAUGGAAGCCUUUUGGCUACCACCUGCAAGGACAAGAAGCUCCGGGUUUUCGAGCCGCGUUCUGGCAUUAUCGUCUCGGAGGGCGUAUGCCACGCAGGCACGAAAGCCAGUAAGGUCGUAUUCCUGGGUGCCUCUGGUCGACUCCUUACCACAGGCUUCAGCAGGCACUCCGACAGGCAAUACGCAGUCUGGAGUCAGCACGAUUUGUCCGCGCCGCUGACUUGCGAAACGAUAGACUCCAGCAGCGGCAUCGUUUUUCCUUUCUACGACAACGACACGAACGUGGUAUAUUUAGCAGGCAAGGGCGACGGCAAUAUCCGAUACUACGAGGUGGUGAACGAGGCCCCCUGGGUGCACUAUCUCAGUCAAUUCAUAUCCGGCAAUCCUCAGCGAGGCCUGGGUAUAAUGCCGAAGCGUGGCGUCAGCACGGCCAUCUGCGAGGUCUUCAGGUUCUACAAGCUUCACGCUACCCGAGGCAUGUGCGAGCCGAUCUCGAUGAUCGUGCCCCGUAAAAGUGACCAGUUCCAGGAGGAUCUGUACCCGGAUACCGUGGGUACUACCCCUGCGCUUUCCGCCAAGGACUGGAUCAGUGGGAUGAACAGUCCUCCCGUUUUGAUAUCUCUUAAAACUGGAGGCAGCAUUACUACGCACAAGCCGCGAGUAUACAAGCCUACACACUUGGCAUCGGCUACAGAUCUGAACACGAAGAAAAAAUUCGCGUUCUUGUCAACGGAGACGGUGCCUGAUUAUCGACCAAAGGAGUACAACGAACUAUCAGAAAAGAGCCAGAAGACCUCUAGUAACCAGAGCACAAAGUUUCACCAGCUCCAGCAGAAGUUCAACAACGUCGCGUUACAGAAUAAUAUUGUGUCAUCGACUAUCAACGACAACAAGGCGCUGGAAACUACAGAUAUACCAAAUAAUGAAGCUGAACUGCGAUUGGCUUACUUACGUCAAACCGAUGAACUGAGGUUAGUCAGGCGUCAACUUGCGAAUAGUCAGCUACGCGUUAAAGAAUUAGAAGAGCAAAUUCGAAAGCAUCAACAAAAAAGCUUGUAAUCAUAUACGUUUUUGAGUAAGGUAUGUAAUGUGUAAAAAAUUAGCUGAUGUUCUUUCGUUCGAACAUCUUAUAUUUUUCUUAAAAAAUUGGCAUCUAACGAUUAUUAAUAAUCGUUGUGCUAAAAGCGAGAGAAUCUAGAAUGUCAUUUCUAGCAUAUAGUAAUAAUCAACGUAUAGAAAAGUAAGUCUAAUGGAAAAUUUACAUCAAAUUUUCAGUAUCUAAUUUAUCAUACUUAUAUUGUACUGAAGGUGAGAAUUCACAGCUCAUUCUUUGUUUCACUUAGUAGAACUAUAGAGGGAGAACUUUUUGGUAUUAUCAGUUAUAAGAUAGAAUCUGUGAUUUGUUUCUUACGUUAAUUGAUUCAUUCCUUCACAAAUUUGGAAUAUAAAUUGUUUAAUCAUUGGCACGAUACUUUUUUGAUUAAUGAACUUAUUAAUUUAUUAUCAUUGCUAAAGAUUUAUACCACGUUUUUGGUGUUUAUUAUAUUUUAUUUUCAGAGAGUUAUAAAAAUAUUUACACUGCAAUCACUUGAUGCAAAUCUACUUUAUUAGAUUUGUCGAUACUUUUAUUUUUAAAAUAACAUAUAUACUGCUCAUAAGAUGAAUUAUUGUCUCAUGUCGUUUAGUAGUAUAAACUUGUGAUUUUCAUAUAAUUUAUAUAUGUCUAUGCUUGUAUGUGCGGUAAAUUACGUAAUAUAUAAUGUAUCACUCUUACAUUUCAAUUAAUAUGAAAGUAUUGCGUUCGAAUUAAGACUCAGUUAUUAAACAUUUAAUAACGAAUUAUUGAUUGUAAAAGAAAUUGUUGCGUAUCUCACCAAAAUAUUGAUAGAAAAAAUAACGACAAACAAUGAAUUGACAAAUAUUCUUGGACCAAAAUAAAUAGUAUAUUUCUGCCAAGUAAGGAUUAUAAAAGAGAUUGAUGAGAAAUUAUAUAAUAUUCAAAUGUAUUUUUAAUACCUCAUUAUUCAUCAGAUGUCGAGUAGUUUAAUAUCGAAUAAUAAAAUUUUACGACUAUUCGCGCUUGAAAACGUACAAUACUCCUUUAUCGAUUGCAAACAAGACAAUUUUUUCUCGUAGCUUUACGUGAAAGCAAUGUUACACAAGAAAAGAGUAUUCAACAGUUUUAUAUAAGAUUAAUAAAAUAUUUGCUUAGCCCAUGCGUGGUCACGAUAUUUAAAGAAUUUGUUCGUCGAGAAAGAUGAAUCAUUGUAAUAGAAACGCACUAAUCAUAUUAGCACUGUAUAUUAACUUAUAGCGUGCCUUUGCAAAGCAAAAAAGAAUAACAAUAAUAAUGAAAAAAGAAAAAAAAUACGUGAAACUGCCUUCAAUGUAUUUGCUCCUGUAGCUUCAAAGAUUUAGGGCGUUUAACGAAACGCGCGUUUUGUAUUUACAAAUGACAUAUUUUGUACUUUUUGCGUCGAUUAGUCGUUCACUACAUCUAUUAUGUAGUAGAGCCGACGGAAAUUUAACGACGACUAGCAGCAUGGGUCGAGCGUGCCAAAAAUUGGCCUUACAGAGAAAGAAAAGAUUUGCGAGCAUUCAUACCUUCUCGAUGUCGGAAGUACAUGCGCGAACGCGUACCGGCGCUUUGUGCGAUCAUGCCAAAGAGAAUAUAAAGCGAAUGUUGUGAGAAUUAUAUAAUACACAAAUGAAAUACACAUAAACAUAUAUUAUUGUAUACAAACCUAUAUAACGCUCGUCAUCGUUGUCUGACCUAAUUUUCGCAGGUAAAACGCGCGUGUGAUGCUAUUUCUGCACAACUAUACAAUUAUACACGAAAGUGAUGGAUAUUUGUAUGUACGAGAAAUACGGCAAGAUCGUCAAAAAUUUUUAAUGAUAAAAGAAACCUCUCAAUAAAAGAAACGAGUGUCAAGCAUUCAAAGUA